AUGUGGUCACGGCACGUAAAAACAAUAACCCCCAAGACCAGCGGUUUUGUAAAUGCUCUACGUUGCAUUGCUGGAUCGUCGUGGGGCCCUUCAUGCGCUGGCCUCCGUCACGUACACACGGCGUUGGUUCUGGGCACACUGCGGUACGGCCUGCCUCUCCUACACGGCCUCAGCAUAUCCGGAGAGCGUGAGCUUCUCAAUAUUCAGGCACGAAGCCUCCGCGUCUGUUUGGGAGUUCCUCGAACGACAGAGACCUACUCUGUCCUGGCAGAGGCACGCGAAACCCCGCCAAUGUGGACUCUUCGCAGGCCUCCUAUAUGUGACCACGUUCCUGGUCUUCUGAAGAAAAACUCUGUACCUCGAGUUGUGGCUCACCAACUUACGCUGGAGCAUCUCAACUCAGCGUACUCUCAACGACUCCCUGUGUACACUGAUGGAUCAGUGUCUCAAGGCGGAUCAACAGCAGCCUUUUAUAUCCCACAUGAAAACCUUGAAGUGGCGCACAGGCUCCCCUAUGAAACGUCAUCUACCGAGUCCGAGCUCUUCGCCACACAGACCGUGUUGAACCACAUAGCGGGAUCAGCGCCUGGCUCUUGGACUGUGUUCACGGACAGUAAGGCGGCGCUAGAAGUUCUAGUAAACUAUUGUUCCAGAACAAUCGGCGGCCUAGACACCAUGAUUGUCGCAACAUACAACCGACUUCUAUCUUCGGGUCAUAGCCUGUGUUUCCAAUGGGUACCCAGUCACAUCGGCCUGCACGGAAACACCCGCGCAGACGCCUUAGCACGUCGGGCACAUGGGGAAGUCACCUUCAAUAACUGUCUCCUACCACUUUCCGCCACAGCAUGUCGGUUACAGACACAGCGACUCCGUCUUAGCGGCACUCGGCAGUUUCAAGAGGACGCUGUCCGACUCAACGACCACCUCCGGUCUAUCGACCGUCGAUGGAUUUCGUUGCCACACACCACUGCUCACGUCAAGAAGCGUCCACUACACACCGACUAG
Molecule: messenger RNA, 1005 nt
Organism: Ornithodoros turicata
Lineage: Eukaryota; Metazoa; Arthropoda; Arachnida; Ixodida; Argasidae
Exons: 1
Coding region: 1-1005 (334 amino acids)
Biological process (GO): DNA replication, removal of RNA primer
Molecular function (GO): nucleic acid binding; RNA-DNA hybrid ribonuclease activity
Source: RefSeq, a predicted model, not a curated record